Molecule: messenger RNA, 662 nt
Organism: Drosophila arizonae
Lineage: Eukaryota; Metazoa; Arthropoda; Insecta; Diptera; Drosophilidae
Source: RefSeq, a predicted model, not a curated record
AAUCCUGAGGCAAAAAUUCGAGCGCUUCGUGUGCUAUAUUUGAGCUAUCGACGGUGUCCUUUAAAGCGAACUCAGAUUUAUGAGCAACAGCGGCCUUGUCGCUUGCCGUGCAGCCAUUCGUUUUGCACGGAUUGUUUAGAGCGCUAUUUGCAGGUGAGAGGCGAUCCUCGGUGCCCGCUGUGCCGUCGCGUGUUUCAGGUGAGCGCUCGAGGAGCAGCUGAAGCAUCCAAUGACAGCACCACAGACCCAGAUACGCAUGUUGUCCCAGCAGCCAUGCCAGCCAUGUCAGCCACGCCAGAACUAGCCCUUCCCGAUGCCGAUGCAGAUCUGCGAAGCCCCGACUAUAUGCACCUCCUCGACAUCGACAUCGAUAUGCUGAACGACACUUUGGUGCUGACGCUCACGGAGCAGGAGAUUCGUCUAUUCGCCAACCUGUACGACGAGGUGCUGCGCGAGGAUCAACGCCAAAGUGCGCCGCCAGAGUCAGCGGAUGCCUGGAGUAUGCGGGGCAUGCUGGGGAUCUAAUGUAAUUGUUGUAGGGCCACAGCAAUGUGGCUUGUUUCUUUCUUCAUACUCUGUCAAUUUUAUUUCUAUGUGCCUGUUUCUUGUAUUUUUCCGUGUUUGUUUGUUUGCCAUUUACAUACUCCAAAUACCUGCAUAUA